UGGUCUAUUUAUCGUUUCCUAGAAUCAACUCAACUUCUCGUCGCUUGAAAAAAAAUAGAAAAAAACUCAACUUCUCCUCACAAAACAAAGAAUCCAUUAGCCAUGUCUUCACCUCUCUCUGCCAAUGUUGAUGCUGUCCCUUCGCCGGAAAAGCUUCUAUUGAGAGAAAUCCCCGGUGACUACGGCUGGCCCCUUUUCGGGGUGCUCAGGGACCGGAGUGACUAUUAUUACAAGCAAGGCGCGGAUGAAUUCUUCAGGAGUCGAGUGGAAAAAUACAAGUCCACAGUCUUCAGAUGCAAUAUGCCUCCUGGCCCCUUCAUGGCUCAUAAUUCUAAGGUUGUCACAGUCCUGGACGCUGUUAGCUUUCCAAUCCUCUUCGACAAUUCCAGAGUAGAGAAGAAAGACGUUCUUGAUGGCACCUACAUGCCCUCCACCACCUUCACCGGUGGCUAUCGUGCAUGUGCCUAUCUGGACACUGAUGAGCCUUCCCACGCCGAGAUCAAAGGCCUUUUCCUAUCCCAACUCGCGAAAUUACAUAACCGGUUCAUCCCAAUCUUCCAGAGCUCGCUUUCGGAGCUCUUUGUUAAGCUGGAUGAUGAUAUGUCCAAGGACGGAAAAGCAAAUUUCAACGACCUCAGCGAUCAAGCUUCAUUUGACUUCGUCUUUCGUUUGCUCUGCGAUAAUAAGAGCCCUGCUGAUCCUGAUACGAAAAUUGGGUCCGAUGGACCAACAAGUUUUGAUAAGUGGCUAUUCUUCCAGUUGGCGCCGUUGGUAUCUCUUGGGAACAAGUUCAUACCGCAUUUUCUCGAAGAUUUACUGUUUCACACAUUCGGGCUGCCAUUUUUUCUAGUAAAAUCAGGCUAUCAGAAGCUUUAUGACGCAUUUUACAAGUACGGCAGCACAAUAUUGGAUGAAGCUGUGAAGAGAGGGAUCAAAAGAGAUGAAGCUUGCCAUAACUUGGUUUUUCUUGCAGGGUUCAACGCUUAUGGCGGCAUGAAGAUCCUAUUUCCAGCUCUGAUCAAGUGGGUUGGAGCUGCAGGAGAGAAAUUGCAUCGUCGGCUUGCUGAAGAAAUCAGGACCAUUGUUAAGGAAGAAGGCGGGGUCACUUUAUCUGGAUUGAAUAGAAUGAGCCUGGUUAAGUCAGUGGCAUAUGAAGCAUUGAGGAUCGAACCUGCCGUACCCUUCCAAUAUGGCAAGGCCAGGGAGGAUAUCGUGAUCAAUAGCCACGAUUCGGCGUUCUUGAUCAAGAAGGGUGAAAUGAUUUUUGGGUAUCAGCCAUUUGCGACCAAAGAUCCUAAGAUAUUUGCCAAUGCUGAAGAAUUUGUCGGGGAUAGGUUCGUCGGUGAAGGCGAGAAAUUGCUUGAGUACGUUUGUUGGUCUAAUGGAAGAGAGACGGAUAAUCCAUCAAAGAAUAAUAAGCAAUGCCCGGCGAAAGAUUUGGUGGUGCUCUUGUCCAGGCUGAUGUUAGUGGAAUUCUUUCUCAAGUACGAUACUUUUACGGUUGACGCUGCCACGGUUUUGUUGGGUCCAUUGGUGACCGUCACGUCACUAACCACGGCCUCUUCGUAAUCAUGUGACGGUUCAAAGAAACCUGGGAUCAACUAGUUCUUUAAUAAUUAAAAUUGGGUGGUUCAUCUUCAUCAAGUGUUACUGCUAAAUAUUUUGGGUCACGGGGAUCUAUAAACUUGUGCGUGUAUGUGUGUGUAUACAUAUAUUUUGGGUUUGUGUCUUUUGCUUGGUAGCAUUACUCCUAAUAGAC
Coffea eugenioides is the source of this 1759-nucleotide messenger RNA. RefSeq names its product allene oxide synthase 3-like. Gene Ontology annotation, biological process: sterol metabolic process. NCBI's taxonomy places the organism in Eukaryota, Viridiplantae, Streptophyta, Magnoliopsida, Gentianales, Rubiaceae. The coding region runs from base 103 to 1569 and encodes 488 amino acids. Gene Ontology annotation, molecular function: heme binding; monooxygenase activity; oxidoreductase activity, acting on paired donors, with incorporation or reduction of molecular oxygen. The record is from RefSeq and is a predicted model, not a curated record. The transcript has a single exon.